Asterias rubens (European starfish) is the source of this 1203-nucleotide messenger RNA. RefSeq names its product 28S ribosomal protein S26, mitochondrial-like. The record is from RefSeq and is a predicted model, not a curated record. NCBI's taxonomy places the organism in Eukaryota, Metazoa, Echinodermata, Asteroidea, Forcipulatida, Asteriidae. The transcript is spliced from 4 exons. Gene Ontology annotation, cellular component: mitochondrial small ribosomal subunit. Bases 410 to 1123 code for a protein of 237 amino acids.
UGUUGUCAUGCACCAGAAAUACUGUUUCGUGCGCCUUUGUUCGAUUUUCAUCGCAGUUUUCACUUCACGAUUGUCUUUUCCUUCUUGAAUGAACAAACCGAGUGUUUAUAAGUCCUUUUCACUAACCUUCCAGGACUUCAUCAUUUGGAAGGCAUUUCAGAACCGCCGGAAAAGCAAAUAAAUAGGGAUUGACCGUGAACUCGUCAAGCUUGUCGUCUGUGAAACAAUUGUCGGGUCAAAGGUCAUCUUGAGCAUCAAUCCCACACUGCUUUGCGUUUUGCAGGGGGACACUUGGAAUUGGAUGGAGAUCGACUUUUGAGUGAUUCAAUGUUUGGAAAAAUCUUGUUUACUGAUUUAUAAGUAAUUUUACUCAAGAAGUGACUCUGGCAUUUGCCAUACGUUUUACAAGAUGUUUCCAAGAUGCUGUUUGGUUUUAAAUCGUGUUGCAGGGGUUGCCGGAUCUUGGGACCCAACGUUGAGUGCAGUGACUUUUCAGUGUGUUCGCUGGCGAAAACAGCGAACAGAUCCGAGAGCCAAAUCCAAGAUGAACUACAGAAGAAUUCCGACACCAAUCGAUCCGUGGGAGCAUGAUUUUCUUUUGAAGAAGAACCGACAUUAUGCAUGUAUUACGAGAGCGAUGAAAAAAAUGUUUAUUGAGGAGAUUUCUAGGAAUACACUUGAAACGGCAGAGGGCGGGUCAACUGAAGAAAGAGCCCAGAAAGAGAGGGAAGAAUAUCUCCAAAUGCUGAAGUGGAAUGAUCAAGAGAACGCACGGACCAGACUGAUCAGAGAGGAGAGACUGACUGAGGAGGGACGUCUCAAGGAAGAAAAUAGAUUGGAGAAGAUGAUCAGAAUGGAGGAGGAGAAGAAACAGAGUCUUGAGGAGUUGGCGGAGAGAGUUAUACAGGAAAAGGAAGCCAGUAAGUCGUACAUCACACUGGACAAUGUGGAUGAGGUCAUAGAGAGAGUCAUGGAUAACACCAAGGACUUUAACUUCAUGAUCAGUAAGACUGGCGACAUCCUGCUCCCGGAGGGUACACCAUGGGAAAGUCUCACUGCGAGGAAGGACCCAGACCCUGCGGCAGAAGAGGACCGUCCACAGGAACUCACUCAACAAUUAUAGUCACAUAAAGGCCGAGUCACACUGCAGCGAUAACGAUAACGAUCACGACGCACAGAGAGCGCAUUGUAUUGGUUGAAUUG